Protopolystoma xenopodis is the source of this 234-nucleotide messenger RNA. Lineage: Eukaryota; Metazoa; Platyhelminthes; Monogenea; Polystomatidea; Polystomatidae. The record is from the annotation of a GenBank genome assembly.
AUGCCGGUUGAUGGGCAAUCGUCUGGAGUGGAACUGCCCACCCCUCCUCAAUGCCAUCUCAGACGCAAUCACCCUUCAGCCAUGACAGACGAUGUCUGUGUCUUGGAUACGGCCCAACGACGACCCCCCAACAGCUCGGCGGGACUCGAACCAAGGACAGUUGAGUGGGCAGUGGAGCCGGGCUGGCGUCCACACGUCCACAAUCGGGUGUUUGCUGGCAGCAAUCGCCUCUAA